Biomphalaria glabrata is the source of this 3112-nucleotide messenger RNA. RefSeq lists its product as uncharacterized. The record is from RefSeq and is a predicted model, not a curated record. Bases 648 to 3047 code for a protein of 799 amino acids. The transcript has 11 exons. Lineage: Eukaryota; Metazoa; Mollusca; Gastropoda; Planorbidae.
GAUGAAGUGACCGGGGAUGAAAUGACCGGGGAUGAAGUGACCGGGGAUGAAGUGACCGGGGAUGAAGUGACCGGGAACCCAAUAGAUAUACAUGUUUCAAGUUACAUGAAGUUAUUUCCUUUUUCCAGUGUAUAUUUAUUUAUGUCUAUGUUCCUUUCACAGUAAUAGUGAUGCAAUGAUGAUACACCGAUAUUAAAUACAUAUUUUUUUGUGUAUCUUAACUAAAGGCAUUGCGGAGCUAUCGUAUUAUAUAAAGAGGACCAAGUAUUUUUGUGUAGUGAACAGAUUGGGAAGGUCAUCAGUUCGUGAACUUGUAGAAAUAUGCACACAUAACUUGCCCGACUCGGCCAGAGUUGCGUUUACUGAGUGCCUAAAGGCAGCACGGAAAACCAACUCCUAGAUACCCCCUCCCCCCCCCCCAUUGGUCCACAAAUGAGAUUGGACCAAAGUGCUCUGAGCAUGCUAUAAGCAUGAAAGUAGCGCUAUAUAAAAGCUAUAAUAAUGAUUAAAAAAAAUACCAAGGUAUAAUAUUUAUCUAAGAAGAACCGAGGAUACCCACCUUUAAAUCUCUCUCUCUCUCUCUCAAAGUUUGACAGCAAUGAUUGUAUUCAUGUAAAUGCGUUUACAAAUACAUACACGAAUGUAACAUGGCAAUGUUCAGUUCUUGUUCAAUGCUGACGUCAUUCCUGGUCACGUGUUUGACAAUUGUCGCUGCCAAGGCUGGUUGUAAUUUGACUGUUUUAGACUACCAAACCAAACAUUAUAAGACAUUGCCAAUGAUUACGAGAGACACGACAUCUUUCUUCACUGAGUACUCCGUGUCUUUUAGUAAGACCAAUGACUCCAAGACAACUAUUGGAAGUAAAGAGAUGGUUACCAGCAGAUUUCAGCCAAGAAGGUGGUUCAACGUCCACACUAACGCCACGAUGGAGCUGCAGCUUAUGUACGACAGCUACUUUGACAUUCUGAAGUGGCUCUUUAUCUUCGAGGUGCACCACGUGAUCUUGGACGCGACACCAGCGGACUGCCUGGACCAUCUGGAGGACGAGGUGAAGGAAAACAUGACACGCAAUUUUAUUCUUCAAGAAUUUCAACUGCCAAACUUUGAGCUCUGUUCAGCUCACAUUGGAGAGCAUGAUGGGGAAGGCAAAGUGGUAUUUAGGUGCUGUAAGAUGUCCGCCAAAAAUGAAGCCAAUUGCCACUUGAUAGAGGAAGGUGACUUGCUGUUCAAGCUUCACAUUUUCUCUGUUAUUGUUGCGUUGUUUGUCUUGAUCGUGAUUACUAUCUGCAUUUUUAGAAUUGACUUCGGGUAUGAAAAGUUUCAAUUCAGACCUGACGGUUUAAAACUGCAGCGAUUGAAUGAUAGAAACUCUCAGAACAGCUCUUCAUCUAGCGAUACUAGCAAUACUAAACCGUUGAUAAUACCACGAGAUGUCUUUAACCGAAUGACCGAAUUAAAGAAAUGUGUACCAGACGAAAUACUAAGCGUUGAAACGAUCUUGUUGCUGGUGAAUAAGAAGAGAUGCAUUACAGAAGGGGAGACUAGCAUCUCCUUUAUACGGAGUAUAGCUGAGAGUCUGCUUUACGCCAAGUCAGCCAUUAAAAAAACAUUUGAAAAGAUGAACGGUUGUUGCAGCCGAUGUGGCUACUGCUGCUGCAGUUAUUUUGGUUGCAUGACGUGCGAGCGGGGACUGAUCAUCGUCUUCUUACUUCUGCUCUAUCUACCCAGCGUCCCUCUCUUAUACCUGCGUUUUGACGCUUACGCUGACUAUAAACUUCUAUGUUCGGAAUACAAGGCACGCGAUUUAAGUUGCCCUUUUUACUUGAUAGGCGACGACUACAUCAUGGGCGUUAUUAUAUUGUCUGCAGUUUUCUAUGUCUUAGGAUGCAUAGGCCUCGUGGUGUCUGCAUGCAAGCCCGUUUGGAGUUGCAAAAGGCACAGGAUGAUGAGGAAAAUCCUGAAUGUCUUUAUCGCUUGUUGCCUCUUUUUCACAUGGGGACUCGGACUUCACUUCGUAAUAUAUUCGAUAGUCAGGGCCAUUGCAACCUCUUCCAUCACCAAAAACACUUUCGAUGAUGUUUCACCAAUGAUUCUCCCGCUGCUGUUCUACAUGAAGGACAGAAUACAGAACGUGUCCAAGAGAUACGUUCUUUUAGUCAAGUCUGUUCUGAAAGUUAUUUAUCCUCAGACACUGGAAGUAACUCACGGGCUUGAUCUUGACCAGAACAUAGAGACUAGCCCAAGCCAAACCAUUCAUGGAAGAGAAAAUGAAAGUCUGCAAAGUGUCAGCUCUGGACCCGCAGCAAACAAUAAUCAAAGCGAACUAUCCACACAAGAAAAUGAACAGAACUCAACAAAAAUUGAUAAACCCUUACAUUUGGCAGUUACUAUCAAUGAUGGGCCGUCUACACAAGGUCAAUUCAAAGUGAUAGUGAGUUUUGAGAAAUUACGCUUGGUAGUGUCCCAACCAAUGGUAUUUACACGAGACAAGGGUGACCUACUUUUGAGCAAGAAAUUUAUCUUGAGACUUUUCAACCGAACUAUCAAAGGUUUCUUUAGUCCGUACGCUAAGGUUUUCCUAUUGAGCUCUGUCUCUUGUCUGGUGUUCAUACUUAUAUUUUAUCUCUUCGUCACCUACGGUACUGUGCACUCCUAUUCCAACGCUAUUGUCGGAAAUGUUGCCUUCUUUCUGACUUUCCUAAACAUCCUCAAGGAGCAGUUUUCUGAUUCUCCAGUUCAAGAUGUUCUACUUCCAGAUACAAGCUUCCUGAAUAACUUACAAGAACACGUGAAAUAUUAUCGAGAGACCUGGACUAUAAAAGACAUUACAUUGAAGAAAGUGGAUCAAACAAAGAUACAGUCCGAUGACGACAUACUUAUUCAAUUCAAAGUACAAGGUGAUGACGACAGAAGAUGUAUAUGCAGGACCAAUUUUGUGGAAGUCCUAAAACCAUUAAAAAAUAGACAUUCAAUUACAAUUCUGCCUCAAAACAACCUAAAAGCAGAGCCUGUCAAGAAUGAGCAUCGAGAAUCAACGAAAAUAUAAAGUGACGCUUAAUUCUCUCUCUGAAAUGGUCAGCAAUAAGAAUAAAUGACAUUCGUUUAAUUCGA